UCGAUGGGGCUCUGCCUUGGUUCAGAUUUCUCCUGAAAACCAAACCACCAAAACCCUAAGCACUGCGUGCUUGAAAUUCCUUCAGAUGGAUGCAAUAAGAAAGCAGCUAGAUGUGCUGAUGGGGGCAAAUCGGAAUGGAGAUGUUAGAGAAGUCAAUCGGAAGUACUACGAUCGUGAUGUCUGCCGUCUUUUCUUGGUCGGCCUUUGCCCUCAUGAACUCUUUCAACUCACUAAAAUGGACAUGGGACCAUGCCCGAAGGUGCACUCAUUUCAGCUGAGGAAAGAAUACCAAGAAGCUAAGGCAAAAGGUCAAGAUAAUUAUGAUAGAGAAUUGGAGGAUGUUAUAGACAGACUCAUUGUUGAAUGUGACAGAAAAAUUGCCAGAGCUCUUAAACGUCUUAGUGAAGAGGAUGCUAAAGCAGCUAUUGCUAUUUCUGUGUCAGAGGUUACACAGACACCUGAGAUUUUUGAGUUGUCAAAGCAAAUAAAGGAGAAGCUAAAAGAAGCUGAUCAAAAUGAUCUGGAAGGAAAAGCAGAUAUGAAGAUUCGAGCUCUUGAGAUGGUUGAAGAACUUAGAACUCAAAGAGCAGAUAAACAGUCAAUGCUAUUAUUAGAUGCAUUCAACAAAGAUCGAGCUUCUUUACCUCAACCUCUUCCAAAUCCUCCACCAUUAGCACCAUUGCCUGUUGCUACUCCUGAUGCCAGAACCCAAGAAUUAAUCAAUGAAAAGCUGAAAAAAGCAGAAGAUCUUGGUGAGCAAGGAAUGGUUGAUGAAGCACAAAAAGCACUGGAAGAAGCAGAAGCACUCAAAAAGCUUUCAAUGCAUUUACCUCCUCGUCAAGAACCUGUUACAGACUCCUCUAAGUAUACUGCUGCAGAUGUGCGAGUUACUGAUCAGAAGUUACGUGUAUGUGACAUAUGUGGAGCGUUUUUAAGUGUUUAUGACAGUGAUCGCCGCCUAGCAGAUCAUUUUGGUGGAAAGCUCCACCUUGGCUACAUGCAAAUCCGUGAAAAGUUAGCUGAUCUUCAGGAAGAGAGAAACAAUAAAAGGAAGGCGCCUGAAGAAGAUAGAAGAUCAAAAGAACGAAUCAGGGAAGUGGAGCGGGAAGGAAGCAGAGAUAGAGAUCGUGACCGAGCAGGUAGCAGAGAGCGUGCACGGGACCACGAUCGAAGGAGCCGCGACCGCCAUAAUAAUGACCGUGACCGUGAACGUGAUCGUGGGUAUGACCGUGAUCGGUCCCGUAGCUAUGACUCGAGGAGUCGACAUAGAUCCAGGUCACGCUCAAGGGAACGCGCUCGGGAUUAUGAUCGUCAAAGGCGUUAUGAUCGACACUAGCCAUGAAGUAAAGCAGAUGAGAAAGAAGGUUUCUUUAUAUUGGUUGGUGGUGUUUUAACCUCAAAUCAAAUUUACAAGUGCUUCUAAUUUGGUACUAAAAAAAGAGACUUCAAUUUGUAUUUGUUUUUGUUUUUGGAUUUCCUUAUUAUGUUUCCUAGCGCAGCAGCUCUAUGUAUAUUAGUGUUGCAUAUUUGGAGUUAUAAGCGGGGGAUUGAUUGUGGCAUAACCCAAAAUUCCUAAACCUUUGUAUUCCUGUAACUUUAGUUUAUGCUCCAGAGUUACUUUUCA
Molecule: messenger RNA, 1624 nt
Organism: Lactuca sativa (garden lettuce)
Lineage: Eukaryota; Viridiplantae; Streptophyta; Magnoliopsida; Asterales; Asteraceae
Gene: UNE6
Product: LUC7 related protein
Biological process (GO): mRNA splice site recognition
Cellular component (GO): U1 snRNP
Molecular function (GO): mRNA binding
Source: RefSeq, a predicted model, not a curated record